Molecule: messenger RNA, 1188 nt
Organism: Ziziphus jujuba (common jujube)
Lineage: Eukaryota; Viridiplantae; Streptophyta; Magnoliopsida; Rosales; Rhamnaceae
Product: disease resistance protein Roq1-like
Exons: 2
Biological process (GO): signal transduction; defense response
Molecular function (GO): ADP binding; ATP hydrolysis activity
Source: RefSeq, a predicted model, not a curated record
UAUGAUGUAUUUAUCAGUUUCAGAGGUGAAGACACUCGAACAAGUUUUACAGACUACUUGUUUCGUACUUUGAAACGUGGAGAAAUUAAUAUCUUCAAGGAUGAUGAAGAUCUUGAAAGAGGAGCAGAUAUCUCACCAGCACUUUUACAAGCAAUUAGAGAUUCAAGAUUCGCAGUCGUGGUUCUUUCGGAGAACUAUUCUUCAUCCAGUUGGUGUUUGGACGAACUUGUUGAGAUUCUCAAAAGCAGGAAAGAGUUGGGACUCACUGUUCUUCCUGUUUUCUAUCAUGUUGAGCCAACUGAGGUGAGGAGCCAAACAGCGAAUUUCGGAAAAGCUUUCAGCGAAGCUUCUCAACGCUAUAUUGGGAAGGCAAACAAAUGGAGGGAGGCUUUGAUGGAAGUAGCCACUAUCUCGGGAUGGAAUGUUAGAAACAGGCCUGAGACAGAUGUCAUUGAUGAAAUUGCCAAAGUGAUUUCAAAAAUUAUAAAUCAAUUCCCAAAUGGUAACAAUGACUUAGUUGGAAUGACUUAUCGUAUAAAGAAAAUAGAUUUGUUAUUGGAAAUUGGGUUGGAUGACGUUCGAACCAUAGGGAUAUGGGGUAUGGGAGGAAUUGGUAAAACAACUAUAGCUCAAGAAGUUUUCAAACUAAGUUUCAACAAAUUUGAAGCUCAUGCUUUCAUACCAAAUGUAAGAGAGGAAGUGAAAAAAAAUCGUUUACUUCACUUGCAAAAACUUCUUUACAAAGAAUUGGUUGAUGGUGAAGUAAGUAUACAAAAUGAUGAUAUGGGAAUCCAUGUAUUGAGGAAACGAUUACGUUCUAAAAGGGUGCUUAUCAUUUUAGAUGACGUUGAUCGAUUAGAGCAAAUAGAAGCUUUAGUUGGAAACGCUGAAGUGCAACAUGAAUGGUUAGGUCCAGGGAGUAGAGUCAUCGUGACAACUAGAGAUAAGCACUUGUUGAGGACAUAUGGAGAGAACAACAUAUAUGAGGUUGACAAACUAACUGAUGAUGAAGCUCUUGCUAUCCUCUUGCCUAGCAGGCAAAGAUUAUCGUAUAACCAAGCAUCGCAAGAUAAAAGGACUCGGUCCUUGAUAUUUUUUGUUUGGGAUAUACUCGAAAAAGAGACUAGAUUUUGCAAUGAUCGCCCUCCACCUAAGCUGCGCAGGAAAGGCCCAAAGCCAAUCUUUUGA